Bolinopsis microptera is the source of this 2736-nucleotide messenger RNA. Its product is annotated as calcium-dependent protein kinase C-like. The transcript is spliced from 17 exons. Gene Ontology annotation, biological process: protein phosphorylation. Lineage: Eukaryota; Metazoa; Ctenophora; Tentaculata; Lobata; Bolinopsidae. The coding region runs from base 2 to 2107 and encodes 701 amino acids. The record is from RefSeq and is a predicted model, not a curated record. Gene Ontology annotation, cellular component: nucleus; cytoplasm. Gene Ontology annotation, molecular function: zinc ion binding; ATP binding; diacylglycerol-dependent serine/threonine kinase activity.
UAUGGCUGAAGAUGAAGGAGUAGGGGCAAAACAAUUCGUUAGGAGGGGAGCCGUCAAACGAGGGAAAGUUCACGAAGUCAGAGACCACAAGUUUCAGGCACGGUUCUUAAACCAGCCCACUUAUUGUGCUCAUUGCAAAGAUUUUAUCUGGGGAGUGUUUGGAAAGCAGGGCUAUCAAUGUACAAUAUGCUCAUUCGUAGUGCACAAACGGUGCCACGAGUUGGUCAGCUUUGCUUGUCCUGGAUCUGAUAAAGUAGAUUGUGAGACAACGCAACCCCACAGUUUCAAAGUAAAGACAUAUAGUUCCCCCGCCUUCUGUGACCAAUGCGGUUCAUUGCUCUACGGUCUCUUCAAUCAGGGUCUGGAAUGUACAGCAUGCGAGAUGAAAGUGCACCACCACUGCGAGAAGAACACCCCGAUGUUGUGUGGUAUUGAUCACACGGAGAAGCGAGGGAGGAUGGAACUUGAGGUGACGAUUGCUAAUGACGACUCUGAUAAGGACGAGUGGACCCUUCAUAUCAAGAUUAAACAAGGACGUAAUCUGAUCCCAAUGGAUGCUAACGGGUUCUCAGAUCCAUACGUGAAGAUAAAGCUGAUACCAGAUCCUGACCAGCUGUAUAAACAGAAAACUAACGUCAUCAAGAAGACACUGGACCCUGUGUGGAACGAAAAAUUCAACAUUCACGGUGUAUCUCUAGUGAACGAUAAGAGAAUACUACUUGAGGUUUGGGACUGGGACAGGGCCUCCAGAAAUGAUUUCAUGGGAUGUAUGAGCUUCAGUAUCAAGGAGGACGUUGUAGCUGGUGGAGUUUCCGGGUGGUACAAGCUGCUGCCUGAACUUGAGGGACAAGCCUACAAUAUCCCCUGUUCUGUUGAGGAAAAAAUACAGGAGCUCGAGGACGACAUGAUGAAAGCAAAUAUUGGCAGCACAGAUACGUUUGAACAAAGGAUAUCUCAGAGCAAGUAUACUAAGGAUAGCUUUACUUUCCUCAAAGUCCUGGGAAAAGGAUCUUUUGGCAAGGUUAUGCUGGCAGAGCUGAAGGGUAAAGAUGAAGUCUACGCUAUAAAGAUUCUGAAGAAAGACGUGAUAGUGCAAGAUGAUGACGUGGAGUGUACGAUGACUGAGAAACGUGUGUUGGCAAUGGGAAACAGACCCCCAUUCUGUGCAUUCCUUCAUUCCUGCUUCCAGACCCCGGACAGACUGUAUUUCGUGAUGGAGUACAUUAACGGAGGCGAUCUUAUGUACCAGAUCCAGCAAGUUGGGAAGUUUAAAGAAACUCAGGCCUGUUUUUACGCGGCAGAGAUUGUCGUUGGUCUACUCUAUCUGCACAAAAAUGGUGUUGUAUACAGAGAUUUGAAAUUGGACAAUGUUAUGUUGGAUUGUGAUGGUCACAUUAAGAUCACCGAUUUCGGAAUGUGUAAAGACGAGAUGUUUGAAGGCAGAACUACAAGAACAUUCUGCGGUACACCCGAUUACAUUGCUCCUGAGAUCAUAGCAUACAAUCCGUACAGUUUCUCGGUGGACUGGUGGGCCCUUGGAGUUCUCCUAUACGAGAUGUUGUGUGGUAUUCCACCAUUUGAUGGAGAGGAUGAGGACUCUCUCUUCGCUUGUAUCGUUGAGAGUUCCGUCAGUUACCCCAAGUCUUUGUCCAAGGAUGCUAGCUUAAUCAUUCAAGGGUUCCUGACGAGGAAUCCAGAGACCAGGUUAGGAUGUGGUCCCUCAGGAGAGUCUGACAUCAGGAACCACCCCUUCUUCAGGCCAAUAGAUUGGGGAGCCCUGGAGAGGAGAGAAGUGAAACCACCUUUUAAGCCUAGGAUUAAAAACAAGAAAUCUACUAAUAACUUUGACUCUGAGUUCACCCACGAGAAGGUGGCUCUUACGCCUUGUGAUGCGAACUUCAUUAAGAAGAUUAACCAGUCCGAAUUUGCUGGAUUCUCUUACUUCAACGAAGAAGAGUUCUUACGAAGGCUGGGUGCAGAACCCACAUAUUAUUCUGAUGACGAUGAUUUCGAUUCUGACUCUCAAUCUCCGCCUGACCGUGCCAGUUUUAGGAAAUCCUUUACUCAGACCAUGUGGAAGAUGCUGUUUGGAGAUCACGCCAGCUAAAGAAGCCGGAUAAGAUUUGCCCAUAUCAUACACCGAUAUUAGUUGUGGCCACUUGGUUGUCUAUUUUUACUGUAGUUUUUAGCGUACCUAUGUGAGAGAAAUGUUUUCGGUUUCCUUCUUUUAUUAUCGAUACUAUCUAAAGUGUCCUGCGUAUAGGACAGCUUAAUGCGAAAUUCGGAUGAGCAUCAUUUUGUUUGGCACGACUUCUUAAUUUAACGUUAAUGCACGAAUCCACGAAGUCAAAUUAAUCUGCCAAGCAUCAUCGCGAAACUUAAAAGUCGUGCCAAACUUAUUUUCAUUAUCAGGAGGAUUUUCUCUUAUCAUACUACUACGGGUAAUGUAGCCAGCUCAUUAAUCUACUAGUUAAUUGAUAAUAAUCAAUUUCGAUAUAACUAGAAUCAUAGUUUGUUCUUUGACUUCUUCGACUUAAAAUUUGGCGGGUAUUUCUAGAUAAAUUUGAGGACAGCAUGUAUAAUUGAGUAGUAAAUAUCGCUGAAUUUUUAAAGUGCAUUCUUAUUUGGUUAACAUAAUCAUACUUACUACUUAGCGAAGUUUUCAGCGUAUACAUAAUUUAGAAAUCGAACAUUUCAGUUUUAUAAUUUGCAUUGUUUAAGUUUGAAUUACUACUU